AUCGUCCUCAAUAGAUAUCUCAGCCAUCAGGGGGAAGUAACUCCAAAUUUUAUACCAUCUGAGUGGCAAGAAUGGCUUGUAAUCAUCUUGGUAAACUUUUGUUGAAUAGAUCUAUACUUUUCCUGUGUGAUAUGCAGGAAAAGUUUAGACCAACUAUUCAAUAUUUUCCCCAGAUAGUGGAAGUAUCUGCAAGAAUGUUAAGUGCUGCGAAAAUUCUUGAUAUGCCUGUUAUAGUGACCGAGCAAUAUCCUAAAGGUUUAGGCUCCACUGUACCAGAGCUUGAUGUCGAGGACAUUCCAGUUGUUGCCAAAACAAGAUUUUCAAUGAUGGUUUCAGAAGUUGAGAAUAAAUUAAAAGAACAUCCAGAUGUAAAUUCUGUUGUUUUAUGUGGUAUUGAGGCACAUGCUUGCAUUCAACAAACAGUACUUGAUCUUUUGGAGAAAGACUACCAAGUCCAUGUCGUUGUGGAUGCAUGUUCCUCUCGUUCAAUGGUUGAUAGGAUGUAUGCAUUCAAUCGCAUUAAGGAUGCAGGUGCUUUUUUGACUACGAGUGAAAGUGCAUUGCUGUCUCUUUGUCAAGAUGCAAAACACCCCAAAUUUAAAGAAAUUCAGCGUUUAAUUACACAUCCUGCUCCAGACAGUGGAUUACUGCCAAUGCAGCCAUCUCAUUUGUGAAACCAAUUGAAUUCUGGGAUUGAAGCGACUACAUUUUAAUUUUUUGAUACAUCCUCCCUAAUUCUGAAAUUUAUUUUUAUUGAUAGAUAUUCAUGGAAUGUUAGAUACUUAUGCCUUCUUUCACUAUGAGAUAAAUCUGACAGUUCUAUGUUUGGAAAUUUACUUAAUUGUUUUAUUGACCUGUUAAAAUCUGAAACCUUAAUAAAAAUUUAUUAUACUGA
Messenger RNA from Octopus bimaculoides (California two-spot octopus), 895 nucleotides. RefSeq names its product isochorismatase domain-containing protein 2. The record is from RefSeq and is a predicted model, not a curated record. Lineage: Eukaryota; Metazoa; Mollusca; Cephalopoda; Octopoda; Octopodidae.